AUGCUAAAGCAUCUGUACGAUACAGACUGUGUCACUUGGUCACCAUAAGGCAAAUUAUUCUAAGUAGAAUAUGCUAUGGAAGCUGUCAAAUAAGGAAGCAUAUGCUUGGGACUCAAAUCAAGCGAAAAUGUUGUAUUAUGCAGUCUCAAAAGACAACCAUCUGAAUUAGCAGGCUACUAAGAGAAAUAAUUUAAAAUAGAUGAUCAUAUGGCUAUUGCUAUUGCUGGAUUAACAGCAGAUGCACGUGUUUUAUGCAAAUAUAUGAGAACAGAAUGCUUAGAAUAUAAAUAUACUUAUGAAUCUCAUCAUCCAGUAGGAAGAUUAGUUUUCAAAGUUGCAGAAAAGUCUCAACACAAAACUUAAAGUGGGGCUAAGAGACCUUAUGGAGUAGGACUACUAGUUGCUGGUAUUGAUCCAAACGGUGUUCAUUUAUUUGAAACUUGUCCAUCUGGCAAUUAUUAUGAAUAUAAAUGCUAAGCUAUAGGUUCAAGAUCUUAAGCUGCUAGAACUUACUUCGAAAGUUGGUUCCAUCUUUUUGAAAAAAGCACUUUAGAAUAACUCGUUUUACAUGGAUUAAGUGCUAUCAAGAAGGCUAUUAUGGAAGAUGAAGAAUUAAAUGAGAAAAACGUAGAAGUUGGAAUAUUGGGUAAGAAUCUUAAAUUUACACAUUUAAAUGCCUAAGAAUUAAAAGAUUAUAUUGCUAAAUUAGAAGGAUUUAAUCCUAAUUCUUAAAUACAACAAGAGUGAUAAUUUAAUAAUACAUAUAUUAAUAGAUAUUAUGUAAGUUCGA
Messenger RNA from Paramecium tetraurelia, 790 nucleotides. RefSeq lists its product as uncharacterized. The transcript has 4 exons. The record is from RefSeq and is a predicted model, not a curated record. NCBI's taxonomy places the organism in Eukaryota, Ciliophora, Oligohymenophorea, Peniculida, Parameciidae. Gene Ontology annotation, biological process: ubiquitin-dependent protein catabolic process. Gene Ontology annotation, cellular component: proteasome core complex, alpha-subunit complex; proteasome core complex.